Trifolium pratense (red clover) is the source of this 1320-nucleotide messenger RNA. Its product is annotated as proline iminopeptidase-like. Gene Ontology annotation, biological process: proteolysis. Lineage: Eukaryota; Viridiplantae; Streptophyta; Magnoliopsida; Fabales; Fabaceae. The transcript is spliced from 5 exons. Gene Ontology annotation, molecular function: aminopeptidase activity. Bases 48 to 308 code for a protein of 86 amino acids. Gene Ontology annotation, cellular component: cytoplasm. The record is from RefSeq and is a predicted model, not a curated record.
CUCAUUGACGACAUUGAAAAAUUAAGAGAACAUUUGGAGAUUCCAGAAUGGCAGAUCAUCUUUUACCUCUGGUAUUUGGGGGGUUAUGGGGAAGCACACUUGCCCUUGCAUACAGCCAAACUCACCCAGAUAAGGUUACUGGCAUAGUCCUCAGGGGUAUCUUCCUUCUAAGGAAGAAAGAGAUUGAUUGGUUUUAUGAAGGUGGUGCUGCUGCAAUAUUCCCUGAUGCCUGGGAGCCAUUCAGAGAUCUUAUCCCAGAAAAUGAGAGAGGCUGCUUCCUUGAUGCUUAUAAGGAGAUUAAACUCUGAUGAUAUCGAAGUUCAGAAGUAUUCCUUAUCUUUGGCGACGACCGAAUGCUUGCAGUGGCUCAUGGUCGCGGUGUAUAUUGUGAUGGUAAAGAUUAUUACACUUUUUGAUUCAACCUUUUCCUUCUAUAUAAUUUGUACCUUCUCAUUUGCCUCUUCAAUUCAUUUCUUGCUGCAAAAUUAUGAUUACUAGAUAUUUUGUGUUGAUUGUGACCAGAAGCCUCGCGUCGGCUAUAGCGAUGGUUCAUGUGGUGAUGAUUUUCCCAAGAUAAUGGUGUAGCUUACGGUGAUGGUUUAUGUUGUGCAUAUGUUGCCUUCAAUGAUGAGUGACUUUUUGCGCAUGAUUCUUCUUGGUCUCAUUCUUCUUGACAUACAGGGGUUUUAUUGUUCCACUUUCCCAAUGAAAUAAACUCUUUCGGAAGACCUUCCCUUAAGCUUUCUUUGAAGUUCUCCGCCCAAGACACUGUAGAUUUAAGAUUACAAAUUUUUGUUCAUCUUCAAAUCUUGAUCUUGACGUUUCUGCAGGCGAAAUUGCUGCUCGUGAAGAGGGUUCUCAAGAAAAGCAUGAUGAUAUAGAAGAUGAUAAUAAGGCUUAACCCUGCCUCAACCUUCAUCUGGGAAGGAAAACAUGAUUAUAGUGUUUUUCAAAGUAUCUUGAAAAAUUAUAAUUCAUUUUUUUAUCCUAUGCUUCAUGUUUGUAUUGAUUUUGCUUGAUUUUCUCCCGUGUUGUUUACUUCCAGGGAUGAAACUUAAACUCUCAUUCAGUCAUCCAAAUUCAUUAUAGAAGAAGGCCAUAUAUUUUCAAGGAGGGACAUUUAAGUCAAACCAGUUCUCUAAGCUAGCAUUUGAAAAUAAAUUAUCAGUUGAAGAGAAUUCUAUUAUCCGACUAAUUUUUAAUUUGGAGAUAGUUUGUAAUUGAAAAUCGAUUACUUAUUUGUACAUUUCGUUUUGAUUAUGUAAUUGGAUAUCUUAUAAUACUUAAAUUGGGUCCAGAAUAUAGCUACACUUUUUUUAA